AUGAACGGGGACUGGGAUCAGGGGGGACUGGGAUCAGUGGGGACUGGGAUCAGGGGGGACUGGGAUCAGUGGGGACUGGGAUCAGGGGGGACUGGGAUCAGCGGGGACUGGGAUCAGUGGGGACUGGGAUCAGUGGGGACUGGGAUCAGGGGGGACUGGGAUCAGUGGGGACUGGGAUCAGCGGGGACUGGGAUCAGUGGGGACUGGGAUCAGUGGGGACUGGGAUCAGUGGGAUCAGUGGGAUCAGCGGGGACUGGGAUCAGCGGGGACUGGGAUCAGUGGGGACUGGGAUCAGUGGGGACUGGGAUCAGUGGGGAGUGGGAUCAGUGGGGACUGGGAUCAGCGGGGACUGGGAUCAUUGGGGACUGGGAUCAGUGGGGACUGGGAUCAGCGGGGACUGGGAUCAGUGGGAUCAGGGGGGACUGGGAUCAUUGGGGACUGGGAUCAGUGGGGACUGGGAUCAGCGGGGACUGGGAUCAGUGGGGACUGGGAUCAGUGGGGUCAGUGAGGACUGGGAUCAGCGGGGACUGGGAUCAGUGGGGACUGGGAUCAGCGGGGACUGGGAUCAGUGGGAUCAGGGGGGACUGGGAUCAGCGGGGACUGGGAUCAGUGGGGACUGGGAUCAGUGGGGUCUGGGAUCAGUGGGAUCAGGGGGGACUGGGAUCAGAGGGGAUUGGGAUCAGCGGGGACUGGGAUCAGCGGGGACUGGGAUCAGUGGGGACUGGGAUCAGAGGGGAUUGGGAUCAGCGGGGACUGGGAUCAGUGGGGACUGGGAUCAGCGGGACUGGGAUCAGCGGGGACUGGGAUCAGCGGGGACUGGGAUCAGUGGGGACUGGGAUCAGCGGGGACUGGGAUCAGUGGGAUCAGGGGGGACUGGGAUCAUUGGGGACUGGGAUCAGUGGGGACUGGGAUCAGCGGGACUGGGAUCAGCGGGGACUGGGAUCAGUGGGGUCAGUGAGGACUGGGAUCAGCGGGGACUGGGAUCAGUGGGAUCAGGGGGGACUGGGAUCAGGGGGGACUGGGAUCAGUGGGAUCAGGGGGGACUGGGAUCAGGUGGGACUGGGAUCAGUGGGAUCAGGGGGGACUGGGAUCAGGGGGGACUGGGAUCAGGGGGGACUGGGAUCAGUGGGAUCAGGGGGGACUGGGAUCAGGGGGGACUGGGAUCAGGGGGGACUGGGAUCAGUGGGAUCAGGGGGGACUGGGAUCAGGGGGGACUGGGAUCAGUGGGAUCAGUGGGAUCAGCGGGGACUGGGAUCAGGGGGGACUUGGAUCAGCGGGGACUGGGACCAAGACAGGAAAAUGUUGCCAGAUUUUUGUCCCCUGUCUCCCUAG
Messenger RNA from Physella acuta, 1332 nucleotides. RefSeq names its product spidroin-1-like. Lineage: Eukaryota; Metazoa; Mollusca; Gastropoda; Physidae. The record is from RefSeq and is a predicted model, not a curated record.